ACAGCCUUCAUCUAGCGGAAGAUAUAAAUUCAACCCAUGCAUGAUCGAUGCCCUUGAUAUUUUCUUGAUCCACCGGAACUAUCACAGAACGACAGACCUAAUGACUAUGGCGGAUGGCGGUUAUGACCCAAUGGGGCACAUCCAAACGGGUCGUCCGCACACGUAUUACUUGUACCAAGCGGCAGCCGCUGCCCUGGAACAGCACCACCAGCAGCAGCAGCAGCAUCAUCAACAACAGCAGCACCAGGAGCAAUCAUCGCAGGAGCAGAUUGCGUCUCGCUCCCGCCCUGCCUCAGACGAUGGGCAUGAAAACAACAACAAUCUACCAGCAGCAGCCAACAACAAUCUGUUCCGUUCGGAGCAGAAGAAGCACAAGCGGAAACGGCUGUCUGCAGUGUUGGACAAACUGCACAAUGGUAGCGGUACGGUGGUAAAUCACAACAACAAUAACGUCGGGGAAGCGCAAAAUUUCAAGGUCAAGUGUACCGACUCGCGCUCCAGUGCUGAAGACUCUGCCGAAGAUGUGUUCCCAUAUUCCGCUAGUCCUCGCAUCAGCAUUAGCCCUUUGCGGUUAAGUGAAGUCGAUGAGAACAAUCCGCUGCAGCAGAGGACGUCGCUCCAGCAGCAAGCACUACCUCAUGAUCAACAGCUGCCAUCACCCUCGCAGAUUUCUCGCCAAACCAAGCUAGAUUCUCCACAGCAACAAAUGGUACCGUUGCAACCAUCACAGAUCAAGCAGGAAGGCCAGCAGUACCUGUACAAGCAGCUUGAGUACUUCAACCCACUCGCGCUGUUCAACUAUCUGCCCGAACCGACCAAACUGCUCUACCAAGAGUUUGCCCGUCAACGCAGCCAUUCCGAUUCAUAUCUGCAGCUCCAGCAGCUCCAGCAACAAGAUCAACAGCAGCAACCGCUUCCCCAAGUAAAUCCUCCGAAGAAAAAGAAAUCUAGCCAUUCGGGUCGAGCAUCCCAGCGUCCUCCAACGACCAGCAGCCGUAGCAGUAACGCCAGUAGCAGCAGUGGUCACCAUGACCCGCAGGAACAACCGCUAGACUUGUCGAUGAAGUCGCCACCACUGCUCGAAUCGCCUAGUCUGUUCGUUUCCACUGUGAUCAAGAAAGAGCCACGGCUGGCCGAUAGCCCACCACCGGACUCACCUUUGACACCCGCCUCUAUAGGUCCAUCGAAGCUGGUCUUGAAACGUGAAGACUUGCCCGACAUACGACGGUCGCCCGCCUUCGAGCAGCUCAAUGGCCAUGCGCCGCCUGGUUUCAAUUUAAACGUUUCGCCCGUUGUUGAGGAGAUGCCACCUGGCUCGGACGUCGCUUACAUGUGUCCCGUGUGUGGUCAGCUAUUUUCUCUACAGGACCGGCUAGCGAAGCAUAUGGCUUCGCGGCAUAAGAGCCGUACUGGUGCGACAGACAUCACCAAAUCCUACAUGUGCGAAGUUUGCCAGCGCUCUUUUGCCCGUUCGGAUAUGCUGACCCGUCAUAUGCGUCUUCAUACAGGAGUUAAACCAUACUCCUGCAAGGUGUGUGGACAGAUUUUCUCUCGCUCGGAUCAUCUAUCAACGCAUCAGCGAACGCACACCGGAGAAAAACCCUACAAGUGUCCGCAAUGCCCGUACGCUGCCUGUCGCCGUGACAUGAUCACCCGCCAUAUGCGCACCCACACUCGCUACGAAUCGCAACGCGGCGGUAGCAAUGGUGGAGGCUCGAGCGGUGGCAGCACUAGCCCGUCCAUGGAUCAGAAACCGAUUCUGUUGCCGUUGGUCGGUCUAAGCACGGGCCGUGCCAUCAAAAAGGAGGCUGGGUUCGGAGGCGUCGGCGGCGGUUUCGUUCUAGAAGCAAAGACUGAAUCGUGAGGUUGCAGGCGAAACUUCAAGGCUCACUUUGAGUGACUGGUGGUGUAGUUCCAACGGUAGACGGUAGUUCCUCGUAA
Messenger RNA from Anopheles maculipalpis, 1941 nucleotides. Its product is annotated as zinc finger and SCAN domain-containing protein 5A-like. Gene Ontology annotation, biological process: regulation of transcription by RNA polymerase II. Bases 41 to 1864 code for a protein of 607 amino acids. The record is from RefSeq and is a predicted model, not a curated record. NCBI's taxonomy places the organism in Eukaryota, Metazoa, Arthropoda, Insecta, Diptera, Culicidae. Gene Ontology annotation, molecular function: RNA polymerase II cis-regulatory region sequence-specific DNA binding; DNA-binding transcription factor activity. The transcript is spliced from 2 exons.